AUGUCCCUGCCCGUGGUGCUCCCGGGCUCCUGCUGCCCGGUGGCCGGGCUCUCCGGCGGGCCGCAGGCCGGGGGCCCGGGCGCCGCGGCCGCCGCCGCCCAGGAGCCGCCGCUGCCCCCACUCCGGCCGCGGUGGCCCCGAGCUGCGCUGCAGCCCCCGGCGCGGCCUCGCUGCGGGGCCGCCGCCGCCGGGGUGCUGGCCGCGCCGCCUGCGCUCUCCUCCCGCCGGGCCGCCGCCGCCGCCGCUGCCGGGGCUCCGGGCUCCGCGCUGCUGCCCGCUCGCCUGCUCUUGUCGCUCGGUCUGCUGCAGCUGAUCCUGGGCUGCUGCAUGGUGGCACUCAGCUUCGGGGCGCUGUCGCUGAGCAGCUCCCCGCAGGUGAAGAACUCGUGCCCGUUCUGGGCUGGCUCCUCGGUGAUACUCUCUGGAAUCAUAGGAUUAACAACAUGGAAGCGACCUAUGAUACUCCUGGUGAAUCUCUUUGUACUGCUGUCUGUGGUGUGUGUCCUCCUGAAUUUAGCCGGAUUUAUUCUUGGCUGCCAGGGUGCUCAGUUUGUGUCCAGCGUGCCCAGGUGUGAUCUGGUGGACUUAGGUGAAGGCAAGAUUUGCUUCUGUUGUGAAGAAUUUCAACCAGCCAAAUGCACAGACAAAGAAAAUGCCUUGAAACUCUUCCCGGUUCAGCCUUGUAGUGCUGUUCACCUUCUCCUCAAGAAAGUCCUUUUCACCCUGUGUGCCUUGAAUGCCCUGACCACCACCGUCUGCUUGGUGGCAGCCGCCCUUCGCUACCUCCAGAUCUUUGCAGCCAGAAGAUCCUGCGUCGAUGAAUCCCAGAUUUCUGCAGAAGAAGUGGAGGAACACAGACGCAUCCCAGACCCUGAUGACUUCGUGCCACCAGCGCCUCCCCCUUCCUAUUUUGCCACGUUUUACUCGUGCACACCCCGGAUGAGCCGCAGGAUGAUUGGUCCUGAUGUUAUUCCACUGCCACAUAUCUAUGGAGCACGAAUCAAAGGAGUGGAAGUGUUCUGUCCUCUGGACCCCCCACCUCCCUAUGAAGCUGUGGUGAGCCAGACAGACCAGCAACAGGGAUCUUCAUUCCAAAUGCCAGAAGGAUCAGAAGCUGCCACCAGUCCACUGGAACCGAUCUGCAUCCCAGGGACUCAAGGUGGGGAUAUUCCUACCACACCUGGAGAAGAAAGUGCAUCCAUACCAACUCCCAACGCAAACCAGCUAUACCCAGAGAGGAGCUGGAGAGCCCUCCGACCCCUGAGGACAAGAUCCAAGAGUGAUCCUGUGCUGUGUCAUUCCGCCGAGAGAGCCGUCCCUGUGCUCAGCUGUGAGGCCGCGACUCAGACUGAAGGAAGACUGGACUUGGCUGCAGUGACCUUGAGGAGAAGGUUGAGAUCCCGAGCUUCAAGAUGCAGACCGAGGUCUUUGAUAGAUUACAAGUCUUAUAUGGACACCAAGCUGCUGGUGGCGAGGUUCCUGGAGCAGUCCUCCUGCACCAUGACCCCGGACAUCCAUGAACUUGUAGAAAACAUCAAAUCUGUUCUGAAGUCUGAUGAGGAGCAUAUGGAGGAAGCUAUUACGAGUGCCAGUUUUCUAGAACAGAUCAUGGCCCCGAUGCAGCCCAGCACUUCCAGGGCCCUGGUGCUGCCCUCGCGGAGACAGCCUGGCCUGCUGCACCUGCGGAGCUGCGGAGAUCUGAGCACCUUCGUCCCCGCGGGGAGGCCCCCGGCCGAGCGGAGGCCCCGGCGAGCCGAGGCCGAGAGGCCACACAGCCUCAUCGGUGUCAUCCGAGAGACUGUCCUGUGA
Molecule: messenger RNA, 1809 nt
Organism: Rangifer tarandus platyrhynchus (Svalbard reindeer)
Lineage: Eukaryota; Metazoa; Chordata; Mammalia; Artiodactyla; Cervidae
Source: the annotation of a GenBank genome assembly